AAAUAUACGACUCACUCAAGAUAUACAUAGAACAUAACACUCCAACAUAUUUUAAAAUACAAGUAGAUAUAUUCACAAUGCCGUGUUUUAAGCAAGAGAAGAGCCGCUCCCGGCGGGAUACCACAUAUGAUACGGAUCCGGUAGCGCCGAAGCCGGUUCGUCCGCGCGCCUUAAAAUACCAUGGACUCUUCGGCAUGUCCAUUGCGGCCCAGCAUCUCAUUGUUGACGAUAACUGGUCUCCGAGUUCGAUCAAUGAGCAAUUUACAAACAUGACCGAACUGCUGAGUCGCUUCUUAAUAUACAAACGGCAUGAGACGAAGACGAAUCAUUCGCGCCUCUUGGUGGAGAGUAAGCGUUUGAAAACGCAGUGUGCUGAUGGGCGCAUCAAGCUGAAGAAUAUCUCGUCCGGGAAUAACGCCCAUAAGAUACGCAACUUUUUGAUCAAGCACAAGGAAAUGCAGCGUCUCUACCAGAAGAUGCCCAUUCACCUGAUUGUGGACAAUAUUAAUCAGCGCACCUUUGUCCUGCGCAAGGAGCGGGAUCGUCUGGAGGACCGUUUGACGGGGCUAAAAAUGAAAUAUAAAAACCUAUUAGUAAGCCGAUCGAAGGUGGAAAAUAUGAUCAAGUAUGAGAAUGAGUUUGUUCUGGAGGAGGAGCGCCUAUCGCGUGUAUUUCAGAAGAGAAUAGAAAACUCCAACAUGCGUUUGAAAGCUAUUCGCACCAUUAACAUCACAUACAAAAAAAUGGUGCAGGUGCUGUUGCAGGAUGAAAUAUUUUAUGAGCCAAUUUUGCGCUCUCUCGACGACGACAUGGAGGAUCAGGUGAAUUUUAUAAAGCACAUACUCUACCUUGGCAUGCCGGCGAUCGCCAAGUUUAAGCAUCUAAAUUGCGAGUUUUUUCAAUUGGAGUCGAAGUCGCGAAAAAAUUUUCAAGCUAAAAUAAAAAUAUUGAACUCUCUGAAAAAGCCUGUUGUUACCGGCCCGGCGGCAGUCAAGGUCAAAGAGAUAUCAGCAGACCCCAAGCGAUAUGUGCGUGCGACCGAGAGCAUGCAAACUCUCAAGGUGCAGCUGAUGUCCAUUGAAAAAACGAUUAAAAACCUAAAAUUAACGACCUUAUGCUCGCAAGCGAAGGAGAUUUAUCCGCGCAUAAAGGGUAAAUUUAAGGAAAAUGUAGAACUGCGUCGUAAGAUCGAACAUGAUUGGCAGUGUAAGCGAAUGCUGCGCGCCAAAAGGCAAUGCGCGAGUAUGCUCUCGAACUUAUUAAUAAAUAAUCUAUCCGAGGAGGAAAUUAAUCGCCUGGAGCGCAUUAGAGAAUUAAAAAAAAUCCUGAUAGUUGAAAACGAAUUUGAGGAGGAAAAUGUCUCGUAUAUUAGGAAUCGCGCCGAUCUGUAUGUGAUGCUGCGCCUAUUUCUUUGGAACUUGAUGGAAGUCCUCCGCCAUGUAGAUCGAAGUCCCAAUCAAGUUAACAGAGAUUAUCCAAAUUCGUAUUUAAGGCUGCCACUUCUCAAAUUCGAGCUGUACCACAUGUACGCUGUGCCCCCAGAGCUAUAUCCGACAAAUAUUGAUGUUAUUAUGCAUUUACUUAAGCGUUCGGUAUACAAGUUGAUGAAGGGCUACCGUCCGAAGAUGAGUGAAAGAUUAAAGGAGAGUAAAAAUAGUUAUCAUCUCGCUUUUCUGGCUACUUUUGAGCCGCUCGAAACCAUCCAAGACGAAGAGCAAGAUAAACCUGCAAUGGGAGAUGAUUUAGUUACCGACAAGGCCAUGGCCAACAUUCCGAAUAGCAAAAAGAUUAAGGCACAGAGUGCCAAAAUUGUGGAGGAAGCUUUCAAACGGGAUGAACAAUAGCUUUUGGCUUGGCUUUGUGUCUAUAAAUAUUUAGCUUGAGAUACAUAUUUUCAUAUUACAUCUUACACAUUACAUAUAUACACUGCGCUUCAUCAGAUUAGCGCCCCCUUUACAUUCUUAGCAAUUAUUGUCAAAACCAUCUCAAAAUUUUUGUCCAUUUGACACCAACUUUCUUACAAUAAAACCACAAUGGCUUUUCU
Messenger RNA from Drosophila novamexicana, 2044 nucleotides. RefSeq lists its product as uncharacterized. The transcript has 7 exons. The record is from RefSeq and is a predicted model, not a curated record. Lineage: Eukaryota; Metazoa; Arthropoda; Insecta; Diptera; Drosophilidae. Bases 78 to 1844 code for a protein of 588 amino acids.